Seriola aureovittata is the source of this 1799-nucleotide messenger RNA. Its product is annotated as sialic acid-binding Ig-like lectin 12. The record is from RefSeq and is a predicted model, not a curated record. The coding region runs from base 30 to 1250 and encodes 406 amino acids. The transcript has 7 exons. NCBI's taxonomy places the organism in Eukaryota, Metazoa, Chordata, Actinopteri, Carangiformes, Carangidae.
UCCUCUAUACACCUCAGAAAAAUACUAAGAUGGCUGGAGCUCUGACUUUCCUCCUCAUUGGCUGUCUGCUGAAAGGCGUCCUGUGUGAAGAGUUUAUGGUCACUUUGCCGAAGACUAUAGAGGUUCUGAAAGGAUCCUGUGUGACCAUCCCCUGCUCCUUUGAGAUACCGAGAAGAUUUCAAAAUAACUUAGAUAACACAUGUAAAGCAAUAUGGAAAGACAAAGAAAAUGAUACUUAUACCCGCAAUAAUCCAAAUCUAAUUACAACAAAAGAAAUGACAGGAGACUUAACAAGAAAAAACUGCACCACAACCUUCAAUAAUAUGCGUCUUGAUCACACCAAUGACUAUUACUUCCAACUGCAAUGUGACAAUCAACUGAAAUGGAAUUUUCACUAUGCUUCUGUGAAUAUUAUUGUCAAAGCUGAUCCUCCCUCACCGACUCUGACUCCGUCCACACUGGAGGAGACGGAGGGAACCUCAGUGAGGUUGAAGUGCUCUGCUCCAGCUCCCUGUCUGUCUCAACCUCCAACUCUGACAUGGACCCCCGGGCUGGGGGACAGUCAGGAGACACUGCAGGAGAAUCAGGACAAAACUAAAGUCAUGACCUCUGUUCUGACCUUCACUGCUUCUCACCUCCAUCACGGAAAGACCAUCUCCUGUACUGCCACCUACAAUAAACAAGAUGGCAGCCCUUCGUCAUCUGCUCACAGUGUUUUAACAGCUGAUAUUUCAUUUCCUCCACAGAUUCUACACUCAUCUGUUUGCACCAAAACUGAAAGCCAGGUCAACUGUUCCUGUGAGACUGUGGGAAACCCUUCCCCCGUUUUACACUGGAAUUUGGAUGGGCUACCUGUAGAUCACUCUGACAGGUUUGCAAUCAGCAAUGAGUUGCUAAAUGACACAGGUGUGAGGAGCGUCAUCACUGUGAGUCAGCCACAAUGUGGCGAUCUUUCCACCUUGGUCUGCAACAGCUCCAACUCUCUGGGAGCUGCCAGUCAACGUUUCUGUGUCACCUGCCUUGAGCAACAAACCUCUGCAGGAAGUCAAGGUGGACCUCACAGUGGAGUCCUUCCUUGGGCUGUUGCUGGUGUGUCUCUCGGUGCGAAUGUCUUCUGUAUAAUCUUCAUGGCGUUCCUUUGGAGAGCACGCAGGAAUGUGAAGCCAAAAGAAGAGGACACAACUUACAUUUCACUGGAUCAUAGAGACAUGUCUUCAGAGUAUGAUGUCAUUGCCCAAACUCGAAACUGAUGGCCGACUUACACUGAUGAUGAUCAUGAUAACAAUCAGAUUGUUUUACUUAAAGAUUCCUUGUAUUGCUUAUUUUGAAACAAACGUUGCUCCUGUCAAUCUGCUCUUUUCUGCAAUGUCUUCCGUCUGUUACAUAAUGAAUCCAUUUUCAACAGGGUGUUGGGCACAAAACAUCAACAGCUAUUUAAUGUAAUUUUAAAACAGCCCAUGAUGUUCGAUUUUGGUUUAAACUUCCUCACAAAGGUACACUCUUACCCAUGUGGUGCUUUUCAAGCUGGUGGUGUUUCCACUUUGGGUGAAAGGUCUCCAUUCUCAGAUUAAAGGGCUGAACAUGUAUCUCUACAGUAGGUCUGUAAAGCCAUUCUGUAUUGAUGUGUCUUCUUCAUGUGCACCAAGCUGAAUAACUCCAUUACGCAAUUGUUUAAUUCAGCAUUUGAUUAUGUGUUGGGGUUUUUUUUGUUUGUUUGACUGUGAGAUCAAUAUAAUUGUAAUUAUGUGUUUGAUCCAAUAUAUUUGUAGCUGAUGUGAAAAUAAAAUGAACAAAGACAU